GUCCGCCUACUCUACUCCCCCGCCUGCCACCGUCUCGCUCUCUCGGUCCGCCUGCAGCAUUCGACAUCCCAGCGAGGAUUUUUCACUACAGAGAUGGCUGCGAAAGUGUGUAGAACAGUGCUCCUCUUGACCAGGAGCAGCGGCGCUGUGGUCACCGGGCUCCCAGCACUUGCUAUCUCAUCACAGCGGCACCACCAGCAUAUAAGAUCGGACCAGCCUGUCAGGAGAGCACAUGGCCUGCGGUCAGCCUCCCGCUCUGCACUGUUCACCCAGCCUCCCACCAGCCUCUCAACCGCCCUCUCAACCCAGGGAUGGAGGGGUGCCCCCUCAUGGCAGGGCCAGAGACUACUGAGUUCCUCCACCGCUCCAGAAGAGGUGACGGUGGUGUACCAGAAUGGACUGCCGGUGAUCUCGGUCAGUUUGCCGUCUCGUAGGGAGCGAUGCCAGUUCACUCUGAAGCCCCUCAGUGACUGUGUUGGGGUGUUCCUCACACAGCUGCAGACAGAGGACAGGGGUAUCGACCGUGUGGCCAUCUACUCUACAGAUGGGGCGAGGGUAGCCUCUUCUACAGGGAUAGACAUCCUGCUGUUGGAUGACUUCAACCUGGUCAUCAACGACGUUACGCACCUGGUUCGACCGCCACGGAGAGAUCUCCUAGCCAAUGACGAGGCAGAGCGUCUGAACGAUGUUAAGUUCCUGGUUCAGCAGCUCUACACCACCAUGCGUAUAGAAGAGCAUCAGCUUAGUAAAGAGAAGGAACUGGUGGUCAGACUAGAGGACCUCAACUCACAGCUACGUCCUCUAGAGAAGGUGAGGGAGGAGCUGAGUCGUAAGGCGGAGCGUCGUACCACCUGGGUGCUGUGGGGGGGCAUGGCCUACAUGGCAACACAGUUUGGGAUCCUGGCGCGUCUCACCUGGUGGGAGUACUCCUGGGACAUCAUGGAGCCUGUCACCUACUUCAUUACCUACGCUACCGCCAUGGCUAUGUACUCCUACUACGUACUCACACGCCAGGAGUACAUCUACCCAGACGCCAGGGAUAGACAGUACCUGCUGUUCUUCCACAAGGGGGUGAAGAGACAACGCUUUGACAUCUAUAAGUACAACGAGCUGAAGGACUCUAUUGCUGAGGUGGAGUUAGAUCUGAAACGCCUGAGGGACCCCCUCCAGCUCCAACUCCCUGUCCAGCAACUCACCGCCGCCAGCAAAGAUUGAUGGGAAGAGUGAUGUCCUCCUCUGCUUUCUUCAUCUAUCCCUCCACUCCUCCAUCCUUCCUUUCCUUACCCUCCUCCAUCCCUCCUUUCCUUACCCUCCUCUCCUCAUCCAUCCCUUCUUUCCUUAUCCUCCUCCAUCCCUCCUUUCCUUAUCCUCUUCCCCUCCUCCAUCCCUCCUUGCCUUAUCCUCCUCCAUCCCUCCUUGCCUUAUCCUCCUCCAUCCCUCCUUGCCUUACCCUCCUCCAUCCCUCCUUUCCUUACCCUCCUCCAUCCCUCCUUUCCUUACCCUCCUCCAUCCCUCCUUUCCUUACCCUCCUCCCUCCCUCCUUUCCCUCCUCCCUCCCUCCUUUCCUUACCCUCCUCCUCCAUCCCUCCUUUCCUUAUCCUCCUCUCUCCAUCCGUCCACCUUUACUCCUCUUUGUUAAAAAACCCUUCCCCCCUUUCCUUACCCUCCUCCCUCCCUCCUUUCCCUCCUCCAUCCCCCCUUUCCUUACCCUCCUCCCUCCCUCCUUUCCCUCCUCCAUCCCUCCUUUCCUUACCCUCCUCUCUCCAUCCGUCCACCUUUACUCCUCUUUGUUAACAAACCCUUCCCUCCUUUCCUUACCCUCCUCCUCCAUCCCCCCUUUCCUUACCCUCCUCCCUCCCUCCUUACCCUCCUCCCUCCCUCCUUUCCCUCCUCCAUCCCUCCUUUCCUUACCCUCCUCUCUCCAUCCGUCCACCUUUACUCCUCUUUGUUAACAAACCCUUCCCUUUAGCGAUCGACCGUGGGAGUUUUUCUUUUUCUUUUUUCUCUCCUUUUUUAAUUUCUCUGACUUGAAAACUCAAAUUAUAAAGUAAAAAUCAUCUGUAGAGGAGGUUUAGAAAGAACAGAAACUGAAUCAAAUUGUGUCUGGGGGUGGAGAUUAUGAUGAAACUGGGUGCUAUGGAUAUGCAACAGGACUUCAGCACAGCCUGCAGGAAGCUCUAGGGGACGUACAGGAAGUGGCACGCGGCAGUGUGAGGAGAUACAGCGGAGGUGGAGGGGACGGGGGCAGACAAAUGGACACGUCUAUAAGUGUGUGUGGUGAUAUCCCGGGACUCCAACCCCAAGCCACUUAACAGUUGCUAUAUCUAUGUGUUAGCUAGGCCCACAGUGCAGCAUUCAAACACACACAUCACUCCUGUGGGGCCUCGGGACGUCUGUGUUCUAUGAAUAUCCUCUAGCUGGGAACCUCUUGCUCCACCCCCUUGACCUUUAACCUCAGCCCUCUGACCUCUGCAUGCACGGAGGACAUGGCUGUGAUUGGACAAGGGUUCCUGUGACCCCUCUAGGUGACCGUGAACGUUGACCUUGGCCCGACCCCUCUUGUCUCGUCUGAUUGGCUGUGGCCAACCCUGCCCCGCCUGUAACCAGUUCCCGCCCUCUCUGCCUGACGGACAGCUACCCACAGAGCAUAUUGCUAUGACGACAAGGACCUUUUAUCAGGCGCCUUUCAGAUUGUCACAGCCUUUACAGGAAGUGGAUAGACGGAGUUGAGGUCAGGUGACCACACCUCACUUCCUAUUCCUGUUGUUGACUUCCUAUCGACUUCCUGUUUCCUGUAACAUGCUGCGCCGGGAUUGGAGGAUAGUACUUCCGAUAACAACAUCACUGUGUGUUCCAGUAUUCCCAGAUGUUUUAUUUUAGAAGCUAUAUUUGUUAUGAGAAACAAUAUACUAAAAAUAUACAAUCAAUCCCAAUGAAGAUAGAGGAGGUUUAGAUCAUUCAGUGGGGGGAGGAGCUCUCUCUUUAACAUCCUAUAUCAGUAAUAUAGUUGAUAUACCAUAUCUGUAUCUCUUCAGUAAUGUCUCAACCAUACAGGACCCCCGUAUCAAUAGGUUUUCCCCACUUCUUCUCUCACACACUGUUAUCAUUGUACAAUAUAACCCACCAAGGCUUCAUAGACAAACACCCAUCAUCCACAAACAGAGUUCUGAGAAGGAUUUCUGGCCGAGAGAUUCUGCCUGCCGCUCUCAUAUCCUACAAUUCCUUCCAACUACACUAUAACUCAUAUCAGCCAAGAGAACAUUGUAGAACCCUCACAAACAGCUGUGAUGUACCCCUGUAGAACCCUCACAAACAGCUGUGAUGUACCCCUGUAGAACCCUCACAAACAGCUGUGGCCCGACUGUGUACCAUUUCUGAAUAUGCUCACCUCUUUACACCAACCUAAUUGUGAGGAUGUAAAGAAAGAGACAUAUUAAUAUUGUGUGUGUGUGUGUGUGUGUGUGUGUGUGUGUGUGUGUGUGUGUGUGUGUGUGUGUGUGUGUGUGUGUGUGUGUGUGUGUGUGUGUGUGUGUGUGUGUGUGUGUGUGUGUGUGUGUGUGUGUGUGUGUGAGAGACAGUCAGACGCAGACAGGCAUGCUGUAGAUUGCAGGUUGUUCAAUGAUGAGUCUUCUUCGUCUGUAUGUGAGGUUUUGUAGGACAUCAUUUAAGCCAAGGAACAUAUAGAGGAUCAUAAAACAGAGAUCUCUCUCUCACACACACACACACACACACACACACACACAUAAUACUGAUGCAUUGUUGCUGCAAAAGAAAAGCAAAUUUCCAAAAUAAACCAUUUCUCGUGAAAAAUAGGAAAUAGACUUAACUUUUACAGGGAAUGUCUCAGAUCCGACGUGCAUGUUUUUCCCCCCAUUGUGACGAGAUCAAAUAAGUAUAAUUGAUUUGUUCUUUAAAACAUUUUUUUUUUAGCUUGUUCUGAAUUGGUCUUGGCUUCAGGCAGCAACACAACGCAUAUUUCAAUGACAUGAUAUCAAUGGUUCACAUGUGAACGGAACAUGUCCAAAUUAUGAACAAUUUUACUUCUGGGUUUUGUAAAAGGUCACCCUCUAUAUGACCUAUGACCGACUUAACCAUUCGAUCGGCUCAAUCAAUCAAUAACCUGUCAUUAAAAACCGGAGCUGCAAACACAGCUAAAGAAGUAUAAA
Molecule: messenger RNA, 4166 nt
Organism: Oncorhynchus masou masou (cherry salmon)
Lineage: Eukaryota; Metazoa; Chordata; Actinopteri; Salmoniformes; Salmonidae
Gene: mcu
Product: mitochondrial calcium uniporter
Exons: 9
Coding region: 94-1215 (373 amino acids)
Biological process (GO): calcium import into the mitochondrion; mitochondrial calcium ion homeostasis
Cellular component (GO): mitochondrial inner membrane; uniplex complex
Molecular function (GO): uniporter activity; calcium channel activity
Source: RefSeq, a predicted model, not a curated record